This is a messenger RNA of Triticum aestivum (bread wheat), 937 nucleotides long. RefSeq lists its product as uncharacterized. Gene Ontology annotation, molecular function: zinc ion binding. Lineage: Eukaryota; Viridiplantae; Streptophyta; Magnoliopsida; Poales; Poaceae. Bases 134 to 778 code for a protein of 214 amino acids. Gene Ontology annotation, biological process: regulation of DNA-templated transcription. The record is from RefSeq and is a predicted model, not a curated record. The transcript is spliced from 2 exons.
ACUUCAGCUACAGAUUAUUGCUGCUAGAGACCAUUGUUUUGUUCAGAGUAUUACACAAGGUGUGGGGGUAAAAAAUGUGACCCUGAGAGGUCGGUCUGGUAAAGUUAGGGAGGUUUGCUAUGACACUACAAGCAUGACAGCAAACCGUUCGUGCAAGUUGUUUGAGUCAGUCGGUUUUCCAUGUCGCCAUAUUAUCCAAGUGUUGAGGAUUGAAAACCAAAAUGAGCUUCCCAGCCACUACAUUAUGAAAAGAUGGCAGAAGAGGUGCAAAAGGGAGAAUGUUUAUGAUGAACAGGGAAACCUACUAGAAGAAAAACCCACGGAUGCACUGGAUGCGGCCACGAGAAAGAAGAUUUCAACUAUACGCAAUAAGAUGGAAGAACUUAUUCAAAAGGCGAAGCAUUCAGAUGAAGGCAUGGACUUCUUAACAUCAAGUGUUUUGAACAUUGAGGCGCCUUUGGACCAAAUGGUCCCUGCAGCUACCCAAAGCACUAGGCAAGAGGAAUAUGAGGCUUUUAUUGGUUGCAAUAUUCCAACCGAAGUUCAUAUACAUCCGCCAACGGAUGUUCGUACCGUGGGAAGAUGCAAAAGAAUAAAGCAAGGAAAGGAGAUUAAGGAGGGGGAUCGGAAAAAUAAGGACAAAGAAGGGAAGGUAAAGGUCGCACGCUUGUGCAAGACGUGCAAGCAAAUGGUGUUUCAUGAUAGUCGUAAUUGUCCAAGCAAAAAAGGGAAAGGGAGUGUGAUUGUGCAAGAUAUGCAGCCAAAUAGUGCUUCCUGAUACAACAAGUUGUCCAAGCAAAGAAUAAAUUUAUCUAUGUUAUCAUGUACACUUUGGUGUACUGAAUUCAUGUAAUGGAUCAGAAUUUGUGUUAUGUCAAAAAAAAAUCUUGAUUUAUGACAAGUUUAAUGCUUGUCAAAUGGCUACAGAAUCUAGAAA